CGGGACAGCCCGGGGUCAGGGGUCAGGGACGGCAGGACCCAACGGCGGCGGCAACAACACCCUCAGCGGCAGCGCCACCGCCUCCACCACCACCGACACCGACACCAGCACCGACACCAGCACCAGCACCAUGCACAGCCUGGCGGCCGGGGCGCCGGCCACGGCCUUGGCACAGGUGGAUCGGGAAAAGAUUUACCAAUGGAUUAAUGAGCUGUCGAGUCCUGAGACGCGGGAGAAUGCCCUGUUGGAGCUGAGCAAGAAGCGAGAAUCUGUGCCCGACCUGGCGCCCAUGCUCUGGCACUCGUUUGGAACCAUUGCUGCUCUGUUACAGGAGAUUGUAAAUAUUUACCCAUCGAUCAACCCCCCAACACUGACAGCACAUCAGUCUAACCGUGUGUGCAACGCCCUGGCCUUGCUUCAGUGUGUGGCUUCUCACCCAGAAACUAGGUCGGCUUUCCUUGCAGCCCACAUCCCACUCUUCCUGUAUCCAUUUCUCCACACGGUCAGCAAAACCAGGCCCUUCGAGUACCUGCGUCUCACCAGUCUGGGCGUCAUUGGAGCACUUGUGAAAACUGAUGAGCAGGAAGUGAUUAACUUUCUCCUCACAACAGAGAUUAUCCCUCUCUGUCUGCGGAUCAUGGAAUCAGGCAGUGAACUGUCUAAAACAGUCGCCACGUUUAUUCUGCAGAAGAUUCUCCUGGAUGACACGGGGCUGGCCUACAUCUGCCAGACGUACGAGCGUUUCUCUCAUGUGGCAAUGAUUCUGGGGAAGAUGGUGCUGCAACUUUCCAAAGAGCCGUCGGCGCGGCUGCUGAAGCACGUGGUUCGCUGUUACCUCCGUCUGUCUGACAAUCCCCGGGCGCGGGAGGCCUUGAGGCAGUGUCUUCCUGACCAGCUGAAAGACACCACAUUUGCUCAGGUGCUGAAGGACGACACCACGACCAAGCGCUGGCUGGCUCAGCUCGUCAAGAACCUCCAAGACGGGCAAGUGACUGACCCUCGGGGCAUCCCACUGCCACCCCAGUGAAGGGCUUCCCCUGGCACUGCCUGACCCCGCAGGCGGUCACCAGCCCCCUCCCCACCAGCUCCAGCCUAACCCACCUUGCAGGACUGUGAUUGGCAAGGCUGUGUGUGGUGGGGGGUGGCUCAGGCUGUGACGCUAGUGUGAGAUCCCCUGCUCUGUGAGCUGUGGGGAGGGACUAUGUGUGAUGGAGGGCCGUGCCCUGUAGGCCAUGCGGGGCUGAGGCUGUGUGUGAGGAGGGGAGAGGAGCCGCUCCCGGUGCUCACUGGCGUCUCUGGAGAGAGUUUCCUGAAUUGCUGUGAGUUUUUAGUUUGUAGUUUGUAGUGAAACAGCGUCAGUGACUCACUGUCAGUAAAUGUCUAUAAAUAUUCCUCUGUCUCCAA
Callorhinchus milii (elephant shark) is the source of this 1404-nucleotide messenger RNA. RefSeq names its product CCR4-NOT transcription complex subunit 9 (gene cnot9). The record is from RefSeq and is a predicted model, not a curated record. The coding region runs from base 131 to 1027 and encodes 298 amino acids. The transcript is spliced from 8 exons. Gene Ontology annotation, biological process: negative regulation of translation; mRNA catabolic process. Gene Ontology annotation, cellular component: CCR4-NOT core complex; P-body; CCR4-NOT complex. Lineage: Eukaryota; Metazoa; Chordata; Chondrichthyes; Chimaeriformes; Callorhinchidae.